Ilyonectria robusta is the source of this 1262-nucleotide messenger RNA. RefSeq lists its product as uncharacterized. The record is from RefSeq and is a predicted model, not a curated record. The transcript is spliced from 2 exons. The coding region runs from base 196 to 849 and encodes 217 amino acids. NCBI's taxonomy places the organism in Eukaryota, Fungi, Ascomycota, Sordariomycetes, Hypocreales, Nectriaceae.
AUCUUGUGUUGAACUUUGCAUUAACACUGCCCAGCUUCAUCACCCAGCGAGUCCAGCAAUGCAUCGCACGAGACACCUCACACACCGGGACUUCCUUCGUGACUUCCUUCGUGACUUCAGCGUUUGUUCCAUCGGCCCGGAUCAUGGUUGCACCGUCCAACGCGUUUGUUUUGGCCAUCCGAGCCGUCAACGAGGAUGCGAUCCAUCGGAACUCGCCACUGCACGACACAAUCACCCUCAACCUUCGGCACGUCGCCCAUUACGUUUGUCGUCGUAACCCCUUGCAGCCCGUCACCGGAAGCAUGUCGCCAAGACGGCCCGAUCCAGAGCCUGUGUCGUCGAUGCUUUGAGCCUCUGUCCGAUGUUGAUCCCGCCUCAUCGAGAUGCCGCCUCACCGUGACGCGCGCCCAGGUCGGCAACAAUCGUAACUCUCACCUUGCGUAUCCGACUGUAGACUCACACGCAAAUCUCCCCGCACCCGAAGCGAUGUGUACGCGGCGCUCGAACAGAGACAAUCACCGCAAUCAUGCGACGUGGAAGUCUAAUAUCCUUGGUUCAUCUGCAAAGGCAGCUUUACUUUCGCCCGGGAAGCUUCAGAUCCCGAAUUUGCAUAACCGCAAGGCCUCCAUGGAAAGGCCUCGAAGGAUACUUGAACCUAUUAUGGUAGUACUGAAUUUUGGCGUCACAAUUCGUUCACUCCUUUUGCCAUCCGAUGUUGUGUCUGCGCGAAUUGACAUUCUGGAUGAACCCAAUCCUAGAUGCCAUCUCUCGUCACUUUGUCAAAAUUCCCCGUCGAAUCUCUUCAACCACUUUCCCGUCGACAAAAAAGACACGUUUCUCGUCAAUUAAGUUGCUCGUUUCGUCAUCAUGUUCAAUCAACUUCACCACCGCAUAACCUCUCGUUACAAGCAUCAUACUCAAAUCAUCCCGCACCGGAACUCUGAAUCCCCACCAUGCACGAUAGUCUUUCUCCAGCCUCCUUACUGCGGAGAUGGAUGACUCUAGGACAACUUCAGACUCGUUCUGUGUUGACAAUCACGAGUACAAAAACCCGCGACGCGCCGCCGUAAUGGUAUCCAGAUCAAAUCAACAUCCACCUCAUUCGUUUACUAUUUCUUGGUUCUAAGAACGAAGAUGAAAAGCACUCUCUUUUGUGCCCUUCAGGGCGCCCUCGGGGCCGUGGCUUACGAAUCGUUGGCUCACUUCACCUACGACGGCGAGCGUGGCGAUUGUCGCACGCUCGACGGAUGCGGCAAAGCUGG